AUGAACCCCAUCGCUAGCUCGUCCUCGUUCGGCUUGCCACCGCCAUCGAAUUCGUCGCCGAGUAGCCAUUCUAUUCGAGGAGUCGCGCCGGAGGAGUCAUCCGCAUUGAACGCUCCAGCCCAGUUUGCGCUCGCACAGAUCAAGGGGAGCGUCUGUCUGGUGCAAAUGUCGUCUCUUGCACCAGAGGGCAUGUCAUCCGCGUUGAUGGCGUCGGACGUCAACGUGUUCCGACAUGAAUUCAUCACCCAGUUCCGGUAUUCGCAUAGCACCACGGUGCACCCUGCGGACCUGCACAUUCUCGAGCCCAUAGACGACCGAUGCACGCUGUACGAGGAGGAGAAGGGCACCGUAUUCCUCGCGCGGGACAUCAUGGACCGACUGCAAAAACUGACGCAGGGUUCGCACCGACCAAUGCACGCAACUCACGCAGCCCACUAUCGGCGGAGGAAUUCGCUAUUAGCGCGAAUGCAUUGA
This is a messenger RNA of Sparassis crispa, 474 nucleotides long. RefSeq lists its product as hypothetical. Bases 1 to 474 code for a protein of 157 amino acids. Lineage: Eukaryota; Fungi; Basidiomycota; Agaricomycetes; Polyporales; Sparassidaceae. The record is from RefSeq and is a predicted model, not a curated record. The transcript is spliced from 2 exons.